Messenger RNA from Chiroxiphia lanceolata (lance-tailed manakin), 2686 nucleotides. It is a transcript of the gene ADRB1, whose product is annotated as adrenoceptor beta 1. The transcript has 3 exons. The record is from RefSeq and is a predicted model, not a curated record. Gene Ontology annotation, cellular component: membrane. Bases 1 to 1395 code for a protein of 464 amino acids. Gene Ontology annotation, molecular function: beta1-adrenergic receptor activity. Gene Ontology annotation, biological process: adenylate cyclase-activating adrenergic receptor signaling pathway; norepinephrine-epinephrine-mediated vasodilation involved in regulation of systemic arterial blood pressure; positive regulation of heart rate by epinephrine-norepinephrine. Lineage: Eukaryota; Metazoa; Chordata; Aves; Passeriformes; Pipridae.
AUGGGCGAUGGGUGGCUGCCGCCGGACUGCGGCCCCCAGAACCGCUCCGUGGCCGGGGUGACGGCGGUGCCGCCCGGGAGCAGGCAGCUGCCCGCCGCCGAGCUGCUGUCGCAGCAGUGGGCUGUGGGCAUGAGCCUGCUGAUGGCCCUGGUGGUGCUGCUCAUCGUGGCCGGGAACGUGCUGGUGAUCGCGGCCAUCGGGAGGACGCAGCGGCUUCAGACGCUCACCAACCUGUUCAUCACCUCGCUGGCCUGCGCCGACCUGGUGAUGGGGCUGCUGGUGGUGCCCUUCGGGGCCACGCUGGUGGUGCGGGGCACCUGGCUCUGGGGGUCCUUCCUCUGCGAGUGCUGGACCUCCCUGGACGUGCUGUGUGUGACGGCCAGCAUCGAGACCUUGUGCGUCAUCGCCAUCGACCGCUACCUAGCCAUCACCUCACCUUUCCGCUACCAGAGCCUCAUGACCAAGGGUCGGGCCAAGGGCAUCAUCUGCACCGUCUGGGCCAUCUCUGCCCUGGUCUCCUUCUUACCCAUCAUGAUGCAUUGGUGGCGGGACGAGGACCCCCAGGCGCUGGAGUGCUACCAGGACCCGGGCUGCUGCGACUUCGUCACCAACAGGGCUUACGCCAUCGCCUCGUCCAUCAUUUCUUUCUACAUCCCUCUUCUCAUCAUGAUCUUUGUGUACCUCCGGGUGUACAGAGAGGCCAAGGAGCAGAUGAGGAAGAUCGAUAGGUGCGAGGGCCGGUUCUACGGCAGCCAGGAGCAGCCGCAGACGCCCCUGCCCGCUCACCCUCACCACCAGCCCAUCCUCGGCAACGGCCGAGCCAGCAAGCGAAAGAGCUCCCGCAUCAUGGCCAUGAAGGAGCAGAAAGCCCUCAAGACUUUGGGCAUCAUCAUGGGGGUGUUCACCCUCUGCUGGCUCCCGUUUUUCCUGGUGAACAUCGUCAACGUCUUCAACAGGGACCUGGUGCCGGACUGGCUCUUCGUUUUCUUCAACUGGCUGGGCUACGCCAACUCCGCGUUCAACCCCAUCAUCUACUGCCGCAGCCCCGACUUUCGUAAGGCCUUCAAGAGGCUGCUCUGCUGCCGCCGGAAAGCCGACCGGUGGCUGCACGGCGGCGGCGGGGAGCUGGCCCGGCUGCCCGGGGGCUUGAUCAGCACCGUGGGCUCCCCCGAGCGCAGCCUGGCAGGGACCUGGUCCGACUACAACGGGGGCACAAGGGGCGGCAGCGAGUCCAGCCUGGAGGAGAGACAUAGCAAAACCUCCGAUUCGGAGUCCAAGGGAACAGUCAGGCUAAUGGAUUUUCAUUGCCUUGUGCUUCUGUUCAUCAAUCUAGCCCUACACAAAAAAGACUUCAGAUCAGAUGUAUUUCUGAAACUUAUCUAUGUGAAUAUUUGACUCCUUAUCCAAGCAGAACAAAAGCCUCCAAACCUUCUGAGGUCUAUCCAUCAAGAGCCUUAUCUCCCCAUGUCACCAUUCAGCUCCUGGCUGCUGCUGCUUGGAGCCUCCCGCAAGCUCAGCUCUGACCACCAGUUUCCCAUUUCCCCUCUCCAGGCAGCUCUGCAGCAUUAUCCACAGUCACCUCCUUGGCUUCCUGCCACUUCAGUGAUGACCUCUGCACUACCUGCAGGCCUGGGCUGCUGCAUGCUCCACAACCAGCCAGCUUCGUGAUGGGCUCUGUUGGUGCUGCUGUAUCACAGCCCAUCAUCUUCAUCCCCCACACACAUAUGUAGCUUGGGCUAUGGCCAUAGCCAUGACCAGAGCAGAGCACACUGGCUCAGCUUGGCCCUAACAACGGAGAAUGUUUGUCUUUUUUAAUGGGAUAUUAAUGAAGCUUGGAUAAAGUCCUCCAUCUGAGGUUCAAAGACUGAAAUAUCCAAGGAGAAUAUUUCUGAUCCCCUUCCCCCUGGCAGCCGCUGGUCCCCUCUGGCAGGGGCAUCCUCACUGCUGCCGUCAGGCUGCCAGAGAUCUCAGUUAGCACCCCUAAAAACCCAGGUAGGCUCUACCCUGGUAAAUGAGCGUGGUCCCUGAACUGCUGGGAAGCACCAGGAGCAUAGCAAGCACACGGAGGGGCACCAGCAUCAUCAGCCCCGUGGAGGUUCCUGGCCACGUAAAAUAGCUGCAUAGUGAGACUUAAUGCCCAGUUUAUAACAUGUGUUACUCAGCCUUGUUGGAGAAGUCUCUGCAGUGCAUUGUACUCGGUAUCAGGGCCACAAGACGUUCCUUGCUUUGAAGCUGAGCUGGCACAAGAAGUUUUCUGCAGUCCUGCUGUCCUGUCAAAACUGUGGCCAAAAACAACAGGGUGAAGACUUUGGAAAGAGUCACCCAUCCACAGUGUAACUGAUUUAAAAGAGGGGCCUGGCUGGCUCAGGGCUUGAGAACAGCUUUCAUGCAGGUCAGAGGUUGAGAUCAUGUGCACCACGGUGGGGUUCAGAGAUCUCUGCUGCUUGGUACCGCUUGAUCUCAGCCCAGAUCUAGACAAGCUUCAGAAUCGGGGUGGCCUUUUCCAAUGGGCCUAUUUUCCUAUGGUCCUUUUCACAGGAGACUCUGAUGAGUGGGCUGUUACUGCUCUCCUCCCUGUGGUUUUAAUUUUUUUCUCUGUUUUAUAGUCAGAGGGGUAAAGCUAAUUCCCAUCUCAAAUAUAACAAUGAAUUUGACUCAAUAACAAGAAGAUCAAUGUACUUUUUAU